AUGUCCGGCGAAACGGAGAUCGAAGUGUCGGUUGUGUCGGAAGAGGAUCUGGAGCUGGAGGGUUCCAGGAGUAGCUCCACACCGGCGGAGCUGCUAUUGCAGGAGAAGAACGGCAAAUCUGGCUGCGGCCUGAGCAAUCACCACCACUCCUUCAGCUUUGACACUGUGAGCAAGCCGGCGCUCAGGCCGGCCUGCAAUCCGCAGUACACGUCCUUCAGUAUCUCCAGCAUCCUUGGCAGACCGGAAUCGCCGCCCGUCGAUUCGACGACUUCCACGGGAUCUGGCGAGAGGCAGUCGUCGGACGUCGAUCGGACGUCACCCCCGUUACCCCCAGCAAACUCGCAGAACUCGCAGAGGAUCCCGCCGUCGUGCGGCAGCCCCGGCAGGAUUUCAUCCUCGCCCACAUCCUUGAGACUGUCCGGCGGUCAACGCGGCGGAUUGUCUACAGCCGGUCACACCGGACUGGAGCCCAGAGCGAAUUCCGCGGGUAUCGGUAUUGGAUGUGCUACCAGUGCUACCAGUCCAGCCGCGACCUUUUCGCCGCCCGGCGAUGCCUCUACCAAUCCACUACUAGGACACCAAGCGUCAGCGGAUCUCGCGAUGCUAUCAAGAUUGAUAGCAAGUCGAUAUCCGGUCGGCAUCGGCGGCCUGUUCUACCCAUCGACACUACAGCAUCUCCAUCAGCAGCAACAACAGCAGCAUCAGCAUCAUUCGCGGCUGGCCGCCGCGGCUUCGUCCGCCCUCAGCAAUGCCGUGCAGGUUGCCGGCCAAUCACCGGACAUUGUCGACGCCGACGGCAUUCGUGGAGUUCUACUUGGCGGUGCCGGCUGGCCGUUUCCAUGGAGGCCGGCGCACAGCUUGCAGACGCUCGAGCAUCCCUCGCCAAGCGACGUGGUCGGCACCCUCAACCGCGUCAGUCCCGCGUCCGCAUCUUUUCCUCAGCGAGACGAACUCGACGAUGACAACGCCGAUGAUCGUCUACACCGCGCGAGGAGUCCAUCAAGUGGUGACGAGGCACACGACGAUCUUGGUGAAGUUGACGACUGUGCGGAUGCCGACGGUGAAGGCGAGUCCACGUCGACAAGUCUCCAUGGCACUUCGGGUGGUGGCGGUGGCAACGGCAAUAGUAACGGUCAAAAUAACGUGCAAGUUGGCGUAGACGGUCGCGAGUCGAAUAGCAUAAAGCGCAAGAAGAAGACUAGGACAGUGUUCUCUCGGUCGCAAGUGUUCCAACUGGAGAGCACGUUUGACAUGAAGCGCUACCUUUCGUCGUCGGAGCGCGCCGGUCUCGCGGCCUCGCUCAGGCUGACAGAGACCCAAGUGAAAAUUUGGUUCCAAAAUCGGCGGAACAAGUGGAAACGGCAGCUGGCCGCUGAGCUGGAGGCGGCGAACAUGGCCCAUGCCACCCAGAGGCUAGUCAGAGUGCCGAUUCUGUACCACGAAGCGUCAGCCAGCACUGGCGCUUCCGCUGGCGUGUCGGUGACGGCGCCGGGACAACCGGGACCCCCGGUGUCCUCGGUAGGUACCUCCGCCCUGUCGCACUCGGUCGGCGUCGGAGUGGGCGUCGGUGUUGGUGUCGGUGUCGGCGUCGGCACCUCGUGCGCGCCCACCACGGCGCAGCCCAUCUUCUACUCCCAUCACCAUCAACAUCACCAUCACCACCCGGCGGCGGCUCACGUGCAGGCGCACAGUCUCUUGUCCCAUCAGGUGCACCCGCAACCGCCGCCCCCGCCUCCGCCGCCGCCCAACGGCCAACCACCGCGGACGUCCUCGCAAUAACACCGUCCGACGACUUACGAGGGUAGCGUGCGGUUGCUGCGGGAGACGACGACCCUGAACAGGAUGAUCUCCGUGAACGAUGCGACGGCGACGC
Mycetomoellerius zeteki is the source of this 1873-nucleotide messenger RNA. RefSeq names its product H6 family homeobox (gene Hmx). Gene Ontology annotation, biological process: regulation of transcription by RNA polymerase II. The record is from RefSeq and is a predicted model, not a curated record. The coding region runs from base 1 to 1779 and encodes 592 amino acids. Gene Ontology annotation, cellular component: nucleus. The transcript has 4 exons. NCBI's taxonomy places the organism in Eukaryota, Metazoa, Arthropoda, Insecta, Hymenoptera, Formicidae. Gene Ontology annotation, molecular function: RNA polymerase II transcription regulatory region sequence-specific DNA binding; DNA-binding transcription factor activity, RNA polymerase II-specific.